AUGGGCUCUGCACAAGAAAUAAGAGGAGAUCCAGCUGCUAAAGUGAAUUUUCCUCUCUAUGCGGUGGAAAUGUUAACCGACCGACAUUUUGUUGUAGCCGGUGGAGGUGGAGCAGCCAAAACAGGAGUUUCAAAUGGAUUUGCAACUUAUCAGUUAACCUUUAAUGGGGAACAGUGUGUAGCCACUCAAGUCGGGAAACAUGAUACUGGAAGUCGGGCAGUAAUGAAUUGUGCUACCUAUGAGGAUAACAAAUCCAAAAGUAAGAAAAUUUACUUUGUGGCUGGUCUUGAUGAUCACUCACAGCUUUACUAUAUCAACAAAAAAUUUGAGAUUGCACGAAGUUACAGUUACAGCGAUCAAAAUGAAAAUGAAAAGUCUCCUGAUAACUCUGUUAGAAAAAGAAAACCUUCUGAAAAUAAAGAAAAUGAUGUUGAUUCCAGCAAAUCACCAGAGUCUCUUCGUAAAGGAUUACUCAGCCAGAGAAGAUUAAGAAUGUUAGCCCAUCCAAUGGAUAGUGUCAAAACUGAUUUAGGCCCACUAGAAGAGUCAUUCCAAAAAGUGGUUAGAAUCAGUUCAAGUGGCAAGUUAUUGGCCACUGGUGGAUGUGAUGGUUACAUUCGUCUGUGGCAGUUUCCAACACUGAAACCCUUGAGGGAUAUAAAAGCCCAUGAAAAAGAAGUGGAUGAUAUUGAUUUUAGCCCUGAUAGUCAAAAGAUUGUAAGCGUAUCCAAGGAUGGUUGUGCUUUUGUUUGGAACAGUAAAGAUGGUAACAAGCUUUGCCAGCUUGAAUGGACACCUCCCGAUAAUGCCAAGUACCUUUUCAAACGAUGCAGAUUUUCGGUCGGCGAAGGAGAUGGCCAACGACCGCGGCUUUUUACUAUCACUAACCCGAUCAAAUCUAAGCUACCCAGUUUUCUUCAAUUAUGGGACACAUCCAGUUUUUUGCUGAUCAAAAGUGUCGCCUAUAAUUCGUCACCUAUUUCUGCCCUAGCGACGAGCCCGUGUGGAAAAUUUGUGGCCAUUGGCUCCAUGUUCGGCGGAUCUAUUGAUAUUUAUACUGCCUUUAACUUGCAGCUGGUCAAACGCGUCGAAAAUGCUCAUUCAAAUUUUAUUACGGGUGUGGCUUUUGUUCCUUGCCACACAGAAGUUGGUCAAAACAUAACAGGACUUAGUGAAGGAGCUGUUAUUAGCAUUUCUGUCGACAACCAGAUCCGUGUUCACCGAAUACCACACCGGCGAAAUUUACUUCCUCUUUGGGCAGCUUUGCUCAUUAUAGUUAUUGUCGUUUGCCUGGCUUUCUCUGUCUGUAGCUACCUGGGUCUUUUGCGAAAGACCAUUACUUUUUUCAUCCGUCAGCUGAAACUAAUCCAUUCCUCUGCAGAAUACUUUGGAGGAAACAUGGCAGAUCAACGUCAGUCAAGAAACAACGAUUAUUUAGAUAUCCCAGGAGAAGUUUUUAUUAUGAAAAACCUGUCUUCAUUUCGUCAAAUUUCAGGUGAUGCAUCGGUAGUGACCGUGUCCGGCUCCCAAGGGUUCAUCCCACCACCUAUUGUACUCCAGCGAUCGCCACCUUCUUACAACGAAGCCUCAGAUUCUCGACCGGUAGCAGUUCUGGAUGGAUACGUUCCAGCUGCUGGGCAAGGUGUCAAACCCAAAACACCACAACAACCUCCGGCUGUAGCUGGACCAUCUACCGAACCCGAGUAUGAAAGUAACAUUUCGUCCAAUGCAUUCGAUGAAUUCAUCAUCGAAGGUUACGAAAACGUCACGAAUGAACCAACCGUCAUUAAGCCGCCGCCACUGGAGCUGCUCCGAGGAGAUGAAAACUCUUCGUCCAGACGUGGAAAUGCUUCCGUGCCCAAUAUCGAUGACCUGGCUGCAAGGGAUGCCGUCCUUUCUUAUGUCUCCAAUAACCACUGUUGGGGAUUGGCUUGUGCCCGAGAAAUGACAAUUAUGGACAUUACAGCUUCUUCCGCAUUUCACUACAACUUGGAAACUUGCACGGAAAAGAGGACUGCAGUGUGGAUUCACGAGCCUUACACUGGCCAAGUGAUCGAUUCGGCUGAUCGAGGACCUUCGCCGAAACCCUGGGAUGUUCUCGUAGUUCCUCCUAAUCCUUACAGGGAAGGCCAAGUAGUUGUAGAAGUUCCUCAUUCUGCCCGGAUCGUUAACUGCUACGAUUGUGCCACCAUGGGAAGAAGAAGGUGCUGGAGCUGCUUCGGCAAUGGAGAGAUUCGAUGCAACGCUUGCAAUGGAACGGGAAAGAUACUGGAACUGGAAUCCGGAAGUGAAACUCAAAGAAUCAACGUUCCGCCUGGACCCAAGGCUUGUUAUCAAUGCGGCGGAGGAGGCCAGCGUCGUUGUGUCGUUUGCUUGGGACCUGGCCAACUUCCGUGCAAGACUUGCCUAGCCCGCGGCCAGCUCAAACUUUCACUUCAGUUGACCGUGUCUUGGAAAAUGUACAAGUCGGAUCGCGUUGUGGAACGUACGGCUGUGCCGGAGGUCCUGAUCCGCUCUGUCCAGGGCCGGGUCGCCUUUGAUGAAGAGAAAGCUGCCGUCUGGCCAAUCAAUUUCUUCCCGGAUGAAGCAGUCAAUCACGCCUCACGUGAACUGUUAGAUGAACACCGGGCCCGUUUCUCAGCUGAGAAAACUAUAGCUCAGCGUCAAUCUGUGAGAAUGGUUCCAGUCCAUCAAGUGGCUUACGUUUGGCGCAACUACCGUGGAUUCUACUACAUCUACGGUCACGACAACCUCGUCUAUUUCCCCGACUACCCACAGAAAACCUGUUGCGGAUUGACCGAAAUAUUGACGUGCAGUAUCCAAUAGUAAGUCGAUUUAACCUUAAAUGGGCUAUGCAGUUAUUAUUUUUGGAUAAGGGAUUCACAGCAUUGUUCUGGUCCCCUUCCAGUGAGAAUUAACUUUCGUGGUUUAAUUUUUCAUGACCACGCUCAUUUACUGUUGAUAUACCCUAACCGAAUGUGUGUGUGAAUUAAUAUAAACUGAAUUAUCAUUAA
Molecule: messenger RNA, 3014 nt
Organism: Daphnia pulex (common water flea)
Lineage: Eukaryota; Metazoa; Arthropoda; Branchiopoda; Diplostraca; Daphniidae
Exons: 14
Coding region: 1-2826 (941 amino acids)
Biological process (GO): protein secretion
Cellular component (GO): endoplasmic reticulum membrane
Molecular function (GO): GTPase activator activity; protein binding; guanyl-nucleotide exchange factor activity
Source: RefSeq, a predicted model, not a curated record